Morus notabilis is the source of this 1885-nucleotide messenger RNA. RefSeq names its product NPL4-like protein 1. Gene Ontology annotation, cellular component: nucleus. The transcript has 2 exons. Lineage: Eukaryota; Viridiplantae; Streptophyta; Magnoliopsida; Rosales; Moraceae. Gene Ontology annotation, molecular function: ubiquitin binding; ubiquitin protein ligase binding. The coding region runs from base 241 to 1476 and encodes 411 amino acids. Gene Ontology annotation, biological process: ubiquitin-dependent protein catabolic process. The record is from RefSeq and is a predicted model, not a curated record.
GCCAACGCAAAGUCGUCUUCGUAGUCCAAUCCAAACUUCCAUCACAAGCUACUACUUCCCCAGGGACAGGGAAUUCUCUUCUCCUUUCAUUCUUUCUCGCUCACCUAUAUAUUUCCCCUCUCUUCCUCAAUUCUCAAGUUCUGUAAAUUCCCAAAUCUCUCUCUCUCUCCUCUUUCUCUCUCUUAAUUUGCAUCAGAAACAACGCCCGCCAACCGCCAUUGAUUGGAAAUCAAAGCAAAGAUGAUGCUCAGAAUUCGCAGCAGAGACGGCCUGGAGAGAGUCACCGUCGACAAUCCCCACGCCACAGUCGCCCAGCUCAAAGCCCUAAUCCAGUCCCAGCUCCAAAUCCCCUUCCACAAUCAGACUCUCUCCACCAACCAGAACCUCCUCCUUGCCAAGACCGCCGGUGAUUUCUCUCGCUUUGCCGACAUGGCCGACCCCAACGCCACUCUCUCUUCCCUCAAUCUCUCCCACGGCUCCAUCGUCUUCCUCGCCUACGACGGCGAGCGCACCGUCGCCGGCUGCCCGGCCUUCCACCCGGCUGGAUCCUUCGGCCGCAAGAUGACCAUGGACGACCUCAUCGCCAAGCAGACGAGGGUCUCGCGCCAGGAGACCUCUCACUGCGAGUCCGUCUCCUUCGAUCGCGACUGCGCCAACGCGUUCCAGCACUACGUCAACGAAGCUCUCGCCUUCGCCGUCAAGCGCGGCGGAUUCAUGUACGGGACGGUGUCGGAGGAGGGAAAAGUGGAGGUGGAUUUCAUAUACGAGCCGCCGCAGCAAGGGACGGAGGAGAAUUUGUUGCUCUUCAGAGAUCCGGACGAGGAGAAGCUUGUCGAGGCGAUCGCGCUAGGGUUGGGGAUGAGGAAGGUAGGGUUUAUUUUCACGCAGACGAUAAGCCAGGACAAGAAAGAUUACACUUUGUCGAACAGGGAGGUUCUCCAGGCGGCGGAGCUUCACGCCGAGAGCGGCCUCAAGGAGUGGGUCACGGCGGUGGUCAAGCUGGAGGUGAACGACGACGGCUCUGCCGACGUCCACUUCGAGGCGUUUCAGAUGAGCGAUAUGUGCAUUAGGUUGUUUAAGGAAGGGUGGUUUGUGACGGAGAUUGGGGAAGAUGAUGAUCCCAAGUUGUCAAAGAUGAAGAACGAUGUUGUUGUUGGGGUCAAGGAUACUAAAGAAGUGGACAAUGAUUUUUUCUUGGUGGUGGUUAAGAUAUUGGAUCACCAGGGCCCCCUUUCAUCAACAUUUCCCAUAGAGAACCGUAAUACCGGAGUAACAAUGAAGGCACUAAAAAGUCAUUUGGACCGUGCGAAGAAUCUUCCAUUUGUGAAGCGAAUUUCGGAUUUCCAUUUGCUGCUGUUGCUGGCCAGGUUUCUGGACCUUGGGGCUGAUGUUCCUGCUUUAACAGACUGUGUGCACAAACAAACAGAAGUACCAGAGGGCUACAAAAUAUUAAUCGAGUCCUUGGCCAAUGCUUGAUGUUACUCUUGAUUGCAUAUUUAUCUUUAGGAUGAUUGUAGGCAAGCGAUAUGCUUGAUUUUGAUUCGAGCAAAUGUGGCUUGUUAUACAUUGGAAAGUUCUAAGUUAUGGAAGGCGUUGAUGCAAAUGGAACCUCUGAGAUCUGUGACUCAAAAUUCAAGCAUUAUGUUGCACAUAAUAUUUAUUUAUAUUAUAGCUGGAUUUUAUUUUCUUGUAAAUAAAAUUAUCUGAAACAUGACAAUACUUAAAAAGUUGUCAUACCACUUUCAUGUAUGUCUUGCUUGAGAAAAGAAAAAAAAAAAAACUUGCGAGAAGCUUCCGUUUUUUUGUGUCUCCAAAGUGCUGGAGAUGGCCGACUGCUGUUUCCAUUUUCGUGAAAACUAGAUGACCAUGUGUGACAUUUUUCAAA